CCUGGUAGAUCUUGAAUGAAGGUUUCUCUGUUUACUGCAUGCCUUAGGACAAUUUCUAGAGACUAUAAGUGAUUGUUUCUUUCUUUAAAAAGAAAAAACCUUGGCCAGUUAAAGUGUAGCUUUGCUGGGGAGAGGCCAGUCAGCCUUAUGAUGCCAUUCCAGAGUCCCCACCCCGUGCCGUCGCAUUCAGGUCGCAGAUGUUUCCUGAGCCCCACCGUGUGCCAGCCUUCAUCCUAGGCUCUAUGGAAGCAGCAAGGAGCAAGGCAGAUGGGGUCCUUGUGGCUCCUAGUGGCACGGGUAGUAUUAGAUCACAUACACAUGCACAUGUACACACAUACAUUCUGCAUGAAUCCCUGUCACAUCACCAUGUCACAUGCUCCAUAGAGGUAGGUGAGGCAUCAGGGCAUGUUUAAUGGUGCCUGGCCUCCUGGACUCCCUGGAGCCUAGAUGUCCUUCCCUCCAGAUCCUCCCAGAGGUGGCAGUGACCAGGCCACCUGCCUUGGUCCUGGGCUGAUGCUGACUCCUCUGAGAAGACCCAGCCUCGAGACAGGUUGCUGAUGUGUGGUGUGGCAGCCCCAGCAACUUGGGGCCCAUCAGUGUCAGUCCCCAAAGGAGGACACAGCAGGCAGUUGGAUAAGCAGCAAGGUGUCCCUGGGGCAGGUGGUGGUGGCCUAUGGUCCCAGAAUAGGGAGCAUUGGAAGAAUCUCCAAGCAAACCCCAGAAGGUACUAUCCUCCAAACUGCAGUGUCCCCUUCCCUGCCCCCAGCACUUGGUAGGCUGGCCUAGAAGUCCAGCUGGUCACUCUUGCCACGUGACUGCAGCCAUCCUGGUGCUGACAAAGGAGAGGCUCACAGGUCUCAAAGCUGAUCCCUCUGUGUGCUCAGGAAAAUAGGCGUGACUGGCUGAGACCAGAGCUGGGGAGCUGCCAGCAAGACACCUGUUGCGCCCCCUCCCCUUGGGUGCUGUGACCCAGGCCAAAGCUACAGCAUGGGCCUUGGUGUGCCCGGGGUGAGGUUGGGCAGAUGGACCACUUCCAUUAAGCUUUGUGGAAAGCCAAACCAGCCUCUGGACAAGGACAGCCCAGGCCCCCAGCAUGAGAGCCUCCAACAUAAAACUUCCAUUUUUUCCCAUGAUGUCCCCCCCCAGCCCACUGUAGGUGAAACUGAAUGGUCUUGCUAUGUAACUGCAUCACCAAAGGAUUACAAGAGGGUCUCAGAGGCCUCAGGGGAGGCAUUCCCUGGGCUGGGGUCCAGGUGACUGGCUUCUUCUGGUCCUGGAGGGCCAUGAGGAGGCCCACCCCUUUCUCCUCCCUGGGCCUGCUUCUAGAGGUCAGCACAAAGGGGCAGGACGGUGAUUUCUAGGGUCCUGGCCCGCUCUCACAUUUCCCAUAUCACUCCUUUCCCCCCAUAAGAGUGCCCUGAGAGCCUGGUAUCCCAGUCUGAGAUCCCACUGCCCGGGACAGGGGAGGCACCUAGGAGGGGAGGCGCCAGCAGGAAGAGGGCAGGGCCCCUUUAAGCCCAGCCUCACUUGCUCAGUCUGUUGCUAUGUAUGGUUCCAACUUCCUUAGCAACCACCAGCCUCUUAAAGGGGCCCUGGAAGCAGUGGUUGCCUUCAGCCAUGGCUCCCAAAAAGAAGGCAAGCAAGGGGGGCAAGGAGCCUGAGGUCAAGAAGAAGGGGGGCAAGAAGGAGGGCGGCAUGACCCUGAAGCCUAUGGAGAUGCCUCUGGAGGAGGAGACGCGGGAGUUCUACCACAUCCAGAUCCGAGACCUGGAAGACCGGCUGGCCCGGUACCAGCGGAAGUGGGAUGAGCUGGCUGUGCAGGAGAAGAUGUUUCGCCAGGAGUUUGACCAGCUGGCCAACAACAAGAAGGAGAUCGUGGCCUUCCUCAAGCGCACGCUCAACCAGCGGGUGGACGAGAUCACAGACCUCAACGAGCAGCUCCAAAGCCUGCAGCUGGCCAAGGAAUUGGAAAAGGACGCCUUCGAGGCACAGCUAGCCCAGGUGCGCCAUGAGUUCCAGGAGACCAAGGACCAGCUCACCACGGAGAACAUCGCCCUUGCGGGGAAGCUGGCAGCCCUGGAGGAGUUCCGGCUGCAGAAGGAGGAGCUCAUGGACAGGUUCAUGUUGCUGGAAGACCAGCUGCGGAACCAGGAGAGUGAAUACAGGGACUAUGUGUACAGCCUGGAGAAGAAGUCGGUGCUGGACAAGGACAGACUCAGGAAAGAGAUUAUUCAGCGUGUGAAUCUGGUGGCCACGGAGUUCCGCAAGGUCGCCACUAACCAGAUGUGGGAUACGACGAAGCGGGCCAUCCUGGAGAACAGCAGCGUGACCCUGCAGCUAGCCAAGAUGUCCCGGCAAGGCGUGCAGCUGAUGCAGGAGAAUGAGCAGCUCAAGGGCAGCCAGGAGGAGCUGUGCAAACAGCUGGAGCUGCUGGAGAACACCCAGAAGGUCAUGGCCAGGGACAGAAGGGGCCACCAGAAGAUCAUCCUCAUGCUGACCGAGAAGUGCCAGGAGCAGCAGCAGAGCACUGAGGAGGCCAAGCAGCUGCGCCUGCUGCUGAGCCACCUGGAGCAGAGCUUCCUGGAGCUGCAGACCGACAGCCAGGCCACGAGGAGCCAAAGAGACCAGCUGAACCUGCAGCUGGAGCAGCAGCAGGCUGAGGCACAGCAGCUGCAGCAGGAGCUGGCCGAAGAGCAGAGGGUUCGGGCCAGCCUGGAAAAGGCCCUGAACCAGGCCACCUCCAUCCUCCAGAACAUUCUGCACCAGAUGCAAGCGGAAGAAGAGGAGGGCGACCUCGAUGUGAUAUUCCAGCUGCACUGCAAAGAUAUGCUGCAGCAACUGCUGGCCGUGCUCAGCUCUGCCCUGAAACUCCCCAUGGCUGUGCGUCCCCGCCAGGAGUCCCAGCCCCAAGGCCCGUCCAAGGAAGGCCGGCCCAAUAUCCAGCCGCCCAAGGUCAGGUCUCUGCUGCAGCAGCUUUCCAGCACCGCAAUGUACCAGCCCGGGGAUCUAGGCCUGGUGCCUUACCAGGGCCACGUCCCACCUAACCCCCAGGACCUCAGGCUGCUCUCACAUACCACCCGCAUGAGGACCUUCCGGGCACACAGCACCCCUGAGAUCUAUGCCUCCAGUUCUCUAAAAAAGCUCAAAAAGUUUAGUCUUCCUGAUGUUCUCCUACACCCCAAGUAGGACACAGAGAGAAGACCGACCCCAUACUCCAGCAACGGACCGUUCUAGCCACAGUCCCCCCCUUUAAUCUGUAGGCAGCCCAGAGCAGCCCAGAGAACAGUGUAUAAAUAAUGGAUACCAA
Molecule: messenger RNA, 3307 nt
Organism: Microcebus murinus (gray mouse lemur)
Lineage: Eukaryota; Metazoa; Chordata; Mammalia; Primates; Cheirogaleidae
Gene: CFAP157
Product: cilia and flagella associated protein 157
Biological process (GO): sperm axoneme assembly
Cellular component (GO): ciliary basal body; cilium
Molecular function (GO): microtubule binding
Source: RefSeq, a predicted model, not a curated record